GGCUAGAGGGGCUGAAGCCCCCCCCGAAGAAGUUUUUCUGUUACCAAUACAGCCGGCAUCGUCUUCGCUUCGUUCAGAUCUUUCGCUUGGCGAUAUUGCAAUUUUGUCGGACCCGCCAGCGCCUACGCGUCGGCAGUAAUUAUUGCUUUAUUCUUUUAUCUUUAUGCAUUCCUGGAAUUUGAAUAGCUAAGCUAGUGGAUUUGCGACACGGCACACUGAUACGUGACGGAAAGCAAAAUACGAGCUUUAAAGAAGGAUGGGGAGAGUGGUUGAUAAACAAAUGCCCAGAAAGCCGAAAACUGGGAACAGUUUCAAUGCUGACUGCGAUUUACACUUACACCAGAACCAGUUGGAAUUUUGCAUUGCGAGUGUUGUGUUGUGUUGUGUUUAUGUUGCGUUAAAAAAUGAAGCGAACUAUUUUAGAUUUUUUUAAAUCUACACCUGUCGCCGUCGCCGAACCUCAAGCUGACGCAAAAAAAUGCAAAGUGUCCACAUUUUCUUGUCAACCAGCCCCGUCUAAUCAACCAUUGAUUGCACAGGAAAGGGAAUUUGAUCGCAGCAUCACUGGUAGCCUUCGACUAUUUGACAUAGGAUUUGCAGUUGGGAAAAUCUUGAGUGACGGGGAAAAACUGAAAUUUUUAAGCGAAACAUGGAAUCCUGAUAGUUCGUACGUGUUUCCGUCUCACUUUGAAGGCAAGCAAAAACGAAAAUUCAAGAUUGAGUGGCUAAGCCAGUUCAAAUGGUUAGCCUACAGCGAACAAGAAAAAGGAGCGUUUUGCAAAAUGUGCGUUUUAUUUGCACCUUCUGUGGCAGGAGUUGGUAAUCAUCAGGCUUUGAAAACUUUGGUGAAGGAGCCUCUUUCAAAAUACAAAAAAGCUCUUGAAGUAUUUAACCAUCAUAAGGACACGAGCUACCACGCAUUCUCGGUAGAAAAAGCUUCUAAUUUCAAUAAAAUAGUGAGUUAUGAAGGCUCUUUAAGCAUUGCAGCCCAGCUUGAUAAACAAAAAGCAGCGAUUAUAGAAGCCAACAGAAGGCGUCUUAAACCCAUUGUCAAGACUGUUAUAUUUUGUGCGCACAAUAAUCUGCCAUUGAGGGGUCACAGAGAUGACGGUGAAUUACGGUGCUCAACUGAUUCAACCAAGAUAGUUGGUACCAGUCAAGGAGUUUUCAAAAAUCUGCUGUCGUUUCGUAUCGAUGCGGGAGAUGAAGAUCUCAGGUUUCAUUUAGAAACAUCAAAAAAAAAUUGCACGAUGAUCAGCAAAACUAUCCAGAAUGAAAUUAUUGAGGCGCUUGGUGAUGUUGUGAAGAAAAGCAUUGUGGCCGAUGUGAAAAAAUCUAAGUUUUAUUCCAUUCUUUGCGAUGAAACGACUGACAUAAGCACCAAAGAGCAAAUGACCUUAUGCGUAAGAUACGUUGAUACUGGAAAUUACGUGUUGAAGGAAGAGUUUUUGGGUUUUGUGGAAGUGAAGUCGACAACUGGACGUGAUCUUAAAGAGGUUAUAUGUGCCGAAAUAACGAAAUUGGGACUGUCUAUCGAAAAUCUUCGCGGCCAAGGUUAUGAUGGUGGUAGUAACAUGUCGGGAAAGUUUAAUGGUGUUCAAGCUCUCAUCAAAUCAGAGCAGCCGUUAGCUUUAUAUACACACUGUUUCAGUCAUUCGCUGAAUCUGUGUAUAUCGAAGAGCUGCGAAAUCCCUGCCAUCAGGAACAUGAUGGGAAUACUGGGCUCCGUAUCAACUUUUCUGUCAGCGUCUGCUAAGCGCACUGCUUUGUUGGAAAAAACCAUCCAGGAAUCUGAUCUAAAGGACACACGAAAACGCAAGUUGAAAGCACUUUGUAGUACUCGAUGGGUAGAAAGACACGAGAGUGUUCUCACAUUUCAGCAACUCUUUCAACCCAUUGUAGAUACCCUAGAGCAGUUGGAAAAUGAUCAUGACCCGAAUACUUCAAGCAAAGCAGCAAUGUUUAGCUCUUCAUUAAAACGAAGUGAUUUCAUAGUCUCAAUGGGAGUUGCCGCCUACUGCCUGUCUUUUACACUGAACCUGAGUAAGAACCUACAGAGUGUUGAUCAAGAUCUUUCAACUGCUCUGUCUCACGUUGAUGAUGUUAAAUCAGUACUUCGAGGUAUUAGGGAACGAAGUGAUGAGGAAUUCAAAUCACUGUAUUUACAGGCAAACAAGUUAGCCAGUGAAGUAGGCGCGACCAUUUCUAUGCCAAGGACAUGCAAUCGGCAGACUCAUAGGAGCAAUAUUGGUGCGAAUGCAGAGGAUUAUUACAGAGCUGCUAUUUUUGUACCGUUUGUAGACCAUGUGAUCACCCAACUUCGAGACCGAUUUGAUGGAAUCUGCAGCGUGAUUUCUCUUGAAGGCCUGAUUCCCGAAUAUCUCAGUAAAUAUGACGAUAUGGCAAUAUUAAAAGCCGCUGAGUUCUACGAUCAAGAUAUGCCAGGAUCAAUGUUAGAACUGACCUCUGAAUUGAAAAUGUGGAGGCAGAAAUGGCAAGGACAACAAACGGUGCCGAAAACUGCCAUCGAAGCUCUAAAAGAAUGCGAAGAAAUGUUUUUCCCAAAUAUAAGAGUACUACUUCAGAUAUUUCUAGUUUUACCUGUAACAACAGCAACCGCGGAAAGGAGUUUUUCGGUUUUAAGAAGACUCAAAACAUACCUGCGAAGUACCAUGACUGAAGGGAGGUUGAAUGGAUUAGCCCUCGCGAAUAUUAAUUCGUCACGUCAAAUAGAUGUUGAGGAAGUCAUCAGUACUUUUUGUAAAAUGAAACCCCGACGAUUAGAAAUGUCCAGUUGGGAUUGAUAUUACUCAUUUUGUUUUGUAGUUCAUACGAGAUAAUGUAACGUUACUAAUGUACAAUAAAUACUAAAACUUAUUCAAUGGUGAAGGAAAAUUUCAAGC
Messenger RNA from Photinus pyralis (common eastern firefly), 2903 nucleotides. RefSeq names its product 52 kDa repressor of the inhibitor of the protein kinase-like. Gene Ontology annotation, molecular function: protein dimerization activity. The transcript is spliced from 3 exons. Bases 405 to 2804 code for a protein of 799 amino acids. NCBI's taxonomy places the organism in Eukaryota, Metazoa, Arthropoda, Insecta, Coleoptera, Lampyridae. The record is from RefSeq and is a predicted model, not a curated record.